AUGCCCCGCUUCACCCCGCUCCAUCCCCGCCAUGUCUUUCUUCCUCUUGUCUUCUUCAUGUCCUCUCUUGCUCUCGUUCACGCCCAAACGCUCUCCACUAACAUGCCCGUCCCGCCCCUCCAAUGGAUCGAGCUGACGGAUCUUCUCGGCGGCACAUCCCCUCCCCCUCUCAAAGACGCAAGCAUGGGCCACGACGGGGCGAACACAUUACUUAUCUUCGGAGGCGAAUCCCAGACAGGCGUUCCGACGGCGAACACUUACGCGCUGGAUCUCAGUAAUCUCCAGUGGUCACAGCCGAGCGCUCCGUCUGGACUCACGUCCACUCCGGCCGCAAGGUUUGCAAUGGUGGCUGGAGACGAUUCUGCGGCGAGCUAUCGGAAUGGCCAUAUCGUGAUUGACGGCGAGGGUGCAAGUGACUCUGCUGCUGCAGAUAUCUGGGAAUUCGACUACACCAACAAGUUUUGGGCUGCCGUGAAUGUAGCUGGAAAUGGCCCCUCAUCCCGAUGGGGUGGCGUUGGUGGUAUCGACCCCCGAGUCGUCGACGAUGCCCUCAACAACACCCUCUACAUGGCCGGCGGUGCUAGCGGAAGUACAAUCUUCGACAUAUCGGAAGUUUGGCAGCUCGAUGUCUCCGGAACGCUAUCGUCAAAUAUUCCAAAGGGAGUUGAGGCGUCUUGGAAGAAAGUUUCCGUUGGCACGACUGUUCCCGGACGGGUCAGCAUGGGCGGGACUGUGAUUGGGCAGCAAAUCGUUGCAGUCGGAGGUUGUACGUCUGCUUCAUCAGUUGACGCGAUUACUUCUGCCUCUUGCGCCGUUCAAGACUCGCAAAUUAUCGAUGCUACAACUGGCCAAGUCAAGAAUCCCCAUCCAUGUAUCUCGGCUCGUGUCGACCCUGUCGUCGUGCCAAACAUGAACACCGCUUCCAGCAGCUUCAGCCAGCAAGCCUUUGUUCUAUUGGGCACAUUUAACAGCGGCCGAUGGGACGAUGGAGGUGGCCUGACUAAAGGCGAAGUGGUAAGCCAAAUUCCCCCUCCCCGGCAAGGCGCGUCCGCACUGUCGUGGAAUGGUCCUCUCGUCGGCGGAUCUUCCAUGAAGGUGACUGACACCAUUAUCUUCGGAGGCCGCGAUGCUUCAGGCAACUACUUGUCGGACAUAUGGAUCCUCCGCGCGUACAACGGGACUGUCACAGCCAAUGGCCAGAAAUGGACUGGUUAUGGCAGUGGCUCGCUGACCACGGGUAUCAGUGCCGAUGGUCAAGGCGUUACCAUCAGUUACAUGACGGAAUGCGCGGUCCAACUCGGAGGCACGUCAACUACCACAACUUCACAGUCAAGCUCCCCGACACCCACCGGCACAGGUUCCGGAUCGAGCAACCCAACCUCCAGUGCGUCGCCCAGCGGUAUUGUGUACGACACAUCCGCACUUCACAAAUAUCUUCCUGCCGUGUCGGUGGCCUUGUUCCUCCCCGCGGUGGCCUUUUAUCGACUAUCGGAACGGUCUGGGCCAACAAGACCCAUGGGACGCCACAUGGGACUGAUGUAUCUCGGUGUCAUCGUGGGUGCUGUUGCCUAUGCUCUCGGCAUCGCUGGCUUCGUCACCGCUUUCACGUCAAUCAGCCGAUCUACACCUCCACUUCACCUCCAAACAUCACACGCGAAAGCCGUCCCAGUUCUCCAGCUCGUUGUUUUAUGCCUGCGUCGCACGUCGACCAAACCGUUGGACCCUUCAGACAGCAGGAUGCGUUCCGACUCUGCCAUGGAGAAGAUGAGCGUAAAUGGCCUGGGUCGCGAAGGCAGGCGAAAAGCUCGUUCGUGGGCUGGCAUUGGCACCUGGGCAGGGGUCCCCAGCCGCCGUUCAAAUGAGACCAACGUGGAAGGCCACCCUCCAUCGCAGCGAUCCUUUGAGGUCGUCAAUCGGGGGCAUCGUCAACGCCGCAGCAGCGGCAAUAGUCUGGCUGCGUUCUCGGACCCUCGGCCAACCCACACUCCCCGCAAUCUCAGCGACAUGAGCUGGCUAGACGCUCGACGGAGUCCUGGCGGCAUGGGUGGAGAAGGUCUCAGUCCUACUGAUCGCCGGGACCCUCCUUGGACCCCAGGCACGACGCCGAUGGAAAUCAUGAGCACCAACGGUCUCAUGCUUGAACAAGCACCGGAACAUCCUGUUCUCCCGUCCGCCUUCGAGGGUUUCACCCACGUUCUGUUCCACGUUCUGGUCUUCGCCUUGACCGUUCUUUCAUUGGUCGCACUCUUCCAGCGUGGACCCAUCGGCGCGUUCGCCGCUUUCCUGGCGUGGUCCGUCAUCUUCUACGGCAUCCUCGUCGGCCUCUCGUGGAACGGUCGUCCGAACAAGUCCAUCCUCUCCGUUAUAUUCAGCCGCCUUCGACACGAACCGGCUCGAUUUUCACCUGUGCCGCGACCCGUCUCGCCAGCGGGCUCUCAGCCUCUGUCUAUGAACGACUCUGUAACCUUCCCCUUCCCCUCCGACGGCCGUGGUCCGUACCAACAUCAUCAACCGCCGUAUCGCACAGUACACCCCGGAGACCGUGAUUAUCCCACGUUGACGUCGCACGGCCACGAUUUGGACGUUGAGGAUGACGACGACGAAGACGAAGACUCCCGCCAGCGCCGUAUAGAGGAUGAACUCAGUCGCCGCGAUGUGGCUGUGGUCACCGUCCCCAAGCGGCGGUUGUAUCUUCUGAACCCCAACCCUCCAGAGGAGGAAGGGAGCUGA
This is a messenger RNA of Epithele typhae, 2730 nucleotides long. RefSeq lists its product as uncharacterized. The transcript is spliced from 9 exons. Lineage: Eukaryota; Fungi; Basidiomycota; Agaricomycetes; Polyporales; Epitheliaceae. The record is from RefSeq and is a predicted model, not a curated record. The coding region runs from base 1 to 2730 and encodes 909 amino acids. Gene Ontology annotation, molecular function: protein binding.